This is a messenger RNA of Salmo salar (Atlantic salmon), 423 nucleotides long. RefSeq names its product golgin subfamily A member 7-like. The record is from RefSeq and is a predicted model, not a curated record. Gene Ontology annotation, biological process: peptidyl-L-cysteine S-palmitoylation; protein targeting to membrane; Golgi to plasma membrane protein transport. Gene Ontology annotation, cellular component: palmitoyltransferase complex; Golgi stack. Lineage: Eukaryota; Metazoa; Chordata; Actinopteri; Salmoniformes; Salmonidae.
AUGAAGACUCACAGCUUGCGGGAUAUGAAGCAGCAGGCGGCUACUGCUGCCAAAGUGUUCAUCCAGAGAGACUACACCAGCGGCACUGUCUGCCAUUUCCAGAACAUGUUCCCUUCUGAACUGGAGAACAGGCUUGAUAAGCAGCAGUUUGAUGAGACUGUGAGGACAUUGAACAACCUGUAUGCUGUGGCAGAGAUGCUGGGAGGCUCGUCGUAUCUGGAGGGCUGUCUGGCCUGCCUCACAGCUUACACCAUCUUCCUCUGUAUGGAGACACAGUACAAGAAGCUUUUGAAGAAGAUUUCCAAGUUCAUCCAGGAGCAGAAUGAUAAGAUCUAUGCUCCACAAGGUCUUCUCCUCAUCGACCCUAAUGAGAGAUGCCUCAGAGGUGUAUCCUUCUACACCAAGCAGUUUUAUAGACAUUAA